Molecule: messenger RNA, 2817 nt
Organism: Colossoma macropomum (tambaqui)
Lineage: Eukaryota; Metazoa; Chordata; Actinopteri; Characiformes; Serrasalmidae
Gene: sptbn4a
Product: spectrin, beta, non-erythrocytic 4a
Exons: 13
Coding region: 252-2702 (816 amino acids)
Biological process (GO): actin cytoskeleton organization
Cellular component (GO): cell junction; plasma membrane; cortical actin cytoskeleton
Molecular function (GO): actin filament binding
Source: RefSeq, a predicted model, not a curated record
UUUUGAUAUAAGGAGCGUUGUGUGAGGUGUAGUCCUGGAUUGCUGAGAUGUGCGUGUGUGUAAGCGUGUGAGUGGGUGCUGGAUUGCUCUGGUUCAGGCCUAGCUGUGCGUGUGUGUAUGCGUUGGUAGCUGUGAGGUUUUUGUCGCAGCUCAGCUUGUCUCUUAUACGACACUGUGUGUGUGUGUGUGUGCUUGUCGUUCCUGGUUUCUGACUGCCCUGUGUGUGUGUGUGUGCGUGUGUGUGUAUCAGGAUGCUCAUGCCUCGCGAUGCAGGCCGCGACGAGGCUCAGAAGCUGCACAGGAAAUGGAUGAAGCACCAGGCCUUCAUGGCUGAGCUCGCACACAACAAGGAAUGGCUCGCCAAGAUUGAACAGGAGGGAGAGGAGCUGAUCCAGGAGCAGCCGGAGCUCCGGCCGGUCGUCCAGCAGAAGCUGAAGGAGAUGAGGGAAUGCUGGACCCACUUGGAGAGCACCACCAAGGCCAAGGCUCGGCAGCUCUUCGAGACGCAGAACCACCGCACCGCGGACGUCCCGCAGGGCCUGUCUGAACUGGACCAGCACCUCAAUGUCCUCCAUGAGCAGCCUCCUCCACUCGGGACGGCAACAAACACCUCACACAUCACAUCCACCACCCUGCUGCCCCCACGGGCCACCUUCAGCCAGCAGCUCCAGAGGAUACAGUCAAUGGAGGCUCAGAUGCAGCUCUAUCAGGGCGUAGGUGAACUGAGGAGUGGAGCUGAUAUCGGCAGGCUGAGUGAUAUGGGGGUGGCUGACCAGCUGCAUCGCGGGCCAAUAGGAGUCGAGGGUGAGGACCAAGGGGGCGUGGCUGAGACACGCAUCGUGCGCCUGAUCGAGCCGCUGAAAGAAAGGAGGCGGAUCCUUCUGGCCUCCAAAGAAAUGCAUCAAGUUACGCAGGACCUGGAGGACGAGAUCGUGUGGAUUCAGGAGCGAUUGCCUUUGGCCUCCUCUAAGGAAUAUGGGACCAACCUUCAGAGCGUUCAGCAUCUGGUUAAAAACCAUGAGGCUCUGCAGAUGGAGCUGCAGGCCCGGAGGGCACGGCUGGAGGAGGUGCUGGAGCGGGCGGAGGCCGUCGCUGCCCUCCGCACUCCGGAGGUGGAGCUGGUGAGGGAGGGGGCGGUGCACGUGAGGCAGCUGUGGGAGGUGCUUCAGGUGGAGACGGAGCGGCGCACCGUGAUGCUGGACGCUGUAAGCCACUCCCAGCAGUACUACACCGAGGCAGCGAAGGCAGAGUCGUGGCUGAGCGACCAGAAACUUCACGUUCUCAACGAGGAAAACGGCAAUGAUGAAGCGAGCACUCUGAGGUUGCUGAAGGAGCAGCUGGCUUUAGAGCAGAAAGUAGAGAAUUACGCAGAGACAGUAGGCUUCCUCUCUCAGCAGUGCCGCCGCAUGCUGGAGCUGGGACAUCCCGACAGUGAGCAGAUCACUAAGCAGCAGGCUCAUAUCGACCGGCUGUACGUGUCUCUGAAGGACCUGGUGGAGCAGAGGAAGACUAAGCUGGAGCAGCAGUACUGGCUCUAUCAGCUGAAGAGGGAGGUGGAGGCUCUGGAGAAGUGGAUCUCAGAGCGAGAGGCUGUGGCCAGCUCCACGGAGCUCGGACAGGACCUGGAGCAUGUCACGGCUCUUCAGGAGAAGUUCACGGCGUUCCGGGCGGAGACGAGCUCUGUGGGUCAGAGGCAGAUGGACUCGGUCAAUAAGAUGGUGAACGAGAUGAUUGACUGCGGCCACGUGGACGCCGCCACCAUCGCCGAGUGGAAGGACGGCCUGAACGAGUCGUGGGCUGACCUGCAGGAGCUGAUGGAGACCAGAGCGCAGAUGCUGGCUGCCUCCCACCAGCUUCACAAGUUCUUCACCAACUGCCAAGAGGUGUUGGUGCAGAUUGAGGGGAAGAUGAGGCAGUUGCCGGAGGUGCGCUCCUGUCAGGUGAGCACAGCCAACCCCGGCACUCUCCAGAGGCUGCUGCACUCCUUCGAACACUCUCUGCAGCUGCUCGUCGCGCAGGUGCGUCAGCUGCAGGAGAACGCAUCUCAGCUCCGUGCAAUCUACGCCGGUGAGAAAGCCGAUGCCAUCUUUGCCCGGGAGCAGGAAGUGAUGCAGGCGUGGAAGGAGCUGCUGGUGGCGUGCGAGGGAAGUCGUGUGCAGGUUACCACGGUAACAGAUAAAAUCCAGUUCUUCGCCUUGGUGCGUGAGCUCAGCAUGUGGACGGAUGGAAUCAUGGGACAGAUCGGCUCUUCUGAGGAGGCACGGGAUAUCUCAGCCCUGGAGAAUAUGAUCUCCCAACACCAGAAUCUGAAGAGUAAGAUGGAGAACAAGAGCAAGAGCUUCUUGCAGUGUGUGGAUAUGGGGAAGAUGCUGCUCGCUGCACACAACCCUGCAGCUGAGGAGGUGAAGGAAAAGUUGGAUUAUGUGAUGGCAAAGCAGAAAGAUCUGAAUGAUAAGUGGGAGCAGCACUGGGAGAAACUCCAGCGCAUGCAACAGAAGUUACAGUCUGCCCAGCCAAGUGCAGCUGAGCAGGUGUGGCUCACAUCCAAGGAGCCAAUCAGCAGUAGACAUGAGGUCGAGGGUGAUGAAGUGGAGCAGCUGAUACGCCGGCAUGAAGCAUUCAGGAAGGCAGCGGCUACGUGGAAGGAACACUUUAGCUCCUUACGGCAGGUCAGCGUGGCAGCGAGCUCUGCUCCAGUCUGAUCCAUCAAACAUCUUAUUCUCCAUCAAUACAGCCAUCGAAAUAUACAUUCUUGUCCUUGCAUUUAUACCUUGCAUUUAUAUCCAGUCCUUCAACAAAUCCAUCCCCUCUGCAUAU